This is a messenger RNA of Peronospora belbahrii, 1254 nucleotides long. Lineage: Eukaryota; Oomycota; Peronosporomycetes; Peronosporales; Peronosporaceae. The record is from the annotation of a GenBank genome assembly.
AUGACUUCCAAUGGUCUCCGCGAACGCUUUCGACAACGUGAACUCGAGCCACGUAAUAAUAUCGAGUUGGGUACAUCUAGUGCAAAUGCUUAUUUUACUUCAAAACAGAUACAUCAACGUGCAUGUCGUAGGAAGAAGAAACCGUAUGCUGCACAUAAUAAUAAACACCCGCACGCUACUUCCAAUGGUCGAAAUGAACCAUGGAAUCCUUGUUCAAACCAUGACGAUAUCAAACAAUAUGAGAAUGAGACACAACAUAAUGAUAAUGAAGCACAUCAACGACUAGAGUUUCCAACACGUAAACAAGUACUAGAUGAUCUACGAAUUGUAGAUAAUAAACAUGUAGGAGAAAGACAGAAGAAUCAAUGCUAUGAUACGUAUUUUCCUGCUUGGAAGAGUGAACUGCUAGCUGGUUACAAUUUACUCUUCUAUGGUUUAGGCUCGAAAUUAACAUUACUACAAAAAUUUGCAUCCAUUUUUCUGAACGAUAGUGUCGUGAUACAGGUACAUGGGUAUUUACCUGUUGUCUCGUUGAAAUAUAUGACCGAGACAAUUCAAGAAAAGAUCUUACAAACUGAAGUAAAGCCCAACCAGUCACUUGUUCAUCAGUGCCGAGACAUUGCCAAGACAAAAUUAUCAACAAAACACACGAUUCAGAUCUACUUGCUUGUGCAUUCAAUUGACGGCCUUGCACUCCGGAAUCCCGAGGCCCAAACGUGCUUGAGCUGGCUAGCAAAAGCACCAUUUAUUGCUGUUAUCGCGUCCAUGGACCACAUUAAUGGUCCUUCCAUUUGGAAAGAGGAAGAUUCGCUUCGCUUUGAGUGGCUUUGUCAAAAUGUUGACACCUUUGAGCCGUAUACGGACGAGAUUGAACUAAGGUUGACAACGCGGACAAAGAGAGCAGAUGCUUCAAGUAAUGGAGUCAAGUUUAUUCUUCAAAGUCUUACCCCAACAGAUGUAGCUACACUGCAAGAGCUUGCGCACCAGCAGCUUGCAGCUUCGGUUACAUCAAAGAAACGCGGUCAAAAACGCCAAGACAAGCUUGCACCUUACCAAUCGGUCUAUGAAGCCUGUCGCAAGAAACUUCUACAUUCUACGCCAUUGGCAAUGAAGAAUUCCGUAAAGUGUCUCGAAGACCAUGGUCUGCUGAAACAAUGCCGUGUCAAUGCUGUGGAAUACCUGGAGAUACCGCUGCCGGAGUCGAUCAUUAGGACUGAUAUUCUCCAUACGUCAGCUAUAGAGGCUGAAGAUUGA